Messenger RNA from Sparassis crispa, 372 nucleotides. Its product is annotated as Protein yippee-like MOH1. The record is from RefSeq and is a predicted model, not a curated record. Lineage: Eukaryota; Fungi; Basidiomycota; Agaricomycetes; Polyporales; Sparassidaceae. The transcript is spliced from 5 exons. The coding region runs from base 1 to 372 and encodes 123 amino acids.
AUGGCUUCGCCUAAUUCUGAUACGAAGGCUGAGGUUGUUGUCGUAUACCACGGCCGGUCUACUUUCCUGUGCUCCCAGUGCGCCGCUGUGAUCGCUCUUCAAGACGAACUGAUCAGUAAGUCGUUCUCUGGGCGGGAAGGCCGUGGAUACCUGAUGCACUCCGCGGUGAACGUCAAGCUGGGGAAGAAAGAGGAUCGGCCCCUCUUGACUGGAGUACACACCGUGGCAGACAUCUAUUGUAUGGGGUGCAACGAACGUAUUGGGUGGUACUACCACAAAGCUUCAGAUAAUUCUCAGAAAUACAAGGAAGGGAAAUAUCUGCUGGAGCGAGAGAAGAUAGUAAAAGACAAUGCGUGGCAGUUGGAUGAGUAA